Messenger RNA from Tetranychus urticae (two-spotted spider mite), 975 nucleotides. Its product is annotated as transmembrane protein 130-like. The record is from RefSeq and is a predicted model, not a curated record. NCBI's taxonomy places the organism in Eukaryota, Metazoa, Arthropoda, Arachnida, Trombidiformes, Tetranychidae. Gene Ontology annotation, cellular component: plasma membrane.
AUGAGAAAUUUAUCAGCAUUCAUUUUGUGUAUUAUCUCAUUCAUCAAUGGAAUAUCCUGUGACUCGAUUGAAAUUCAAGACGAUGGACCUGCUACCCUUGAUUCCCCAAUCACUUUCACAGUCAUAAAUCGUUAUCCCACACCUGCACCAUCCUUAGAAUAUCGAAUCAAAUUUGACCAGUUUCCUCAACAUGAUAAAACCAUUGUAUCGUCAUCGGUUGUAGUUGAAUACUCAGUAAUAUUUGAAUCAUCUUUAACACCGAAAGCUGAUAAAUAUACGAUGCAAGUUGAUGUAUGGUUUCUCGGUGUUGAUUCACGUUCAGUCGCAAAUGCUUCUCAUACUUUCGAGCUUUCAGAUUCUCUGGUUGGAUCUAUAACUCGUUACCAAAGAAUUUCUUAUGAAUAUUUGGUUAACAAUUUUGUUUCUACUGAAAUGCCGGUUAAACUGACUGCUGAAAUUGCUGAUCCAUCUGGAUUUUUCACGGGACGAUGUGGAAUCCCAUCAGCCAAUAUAACUUAUAAAUGGAUCAUUAAUGGUUCACCACAAGAGGAAAGCUCAAAGGUUAUUGAACCGACUUUUUCUGAGCCUCAACUGAACAACAUUUCAGUGAUUGUUUCAGCAACUAAAACCAAUGGAAGUCGUCUUAUCCAAAAAUCUGGUUCAUUCAACAUCACACUAAAUAGCAAACAUCCAAUUACUAAUGCAACUAUUGAUGGUCCCACCGAGGUUAAAGUGUUUGAAAGACUUCAACUAGACUUUAAAAUUCAUAGAGGAACACCUCCAUUCCAAUACAGAUAUUUUUUUUCGAUGGAUCAACCUAACUCCAUAGAUGAAUCAGGGAAAAUGAUCGGCAUAAAUGAAAGCUCCUUCUCAAUAAUUAAAACUUUCAGCGAAAAAGGAACAAGAGAAUUUCACAUUGCUCUUAUAAACGAUGUAUCAGCAUAUCGCAUGGAGAUGAACAUUAAAGUCCAUUAA